AUGUCCAAACUACAAGUUCUGCAGCCAGUUGGCGUGCCCAAAGGCACUCCAGCAUUCGAAGAGAAGCGCGAGAAAGUCAUCGCGGAGCUCAAUGCUUCGAUCCCAGAAGCCUUCCAUCUCCCCGAAUCAUUCUUCCAAAACCCACCACUCAACGUGACCUCUGUCCCAUCGACCUGUGGAAUUCUGAGUCCAGCAGAGAUUAUCAUUACCGAACACUACGAUGCUUCCGGUCUGGCAGAAGCGAUUGCUCAAAAGCAAUUCUCAGCGGUAGCUGUCGCCACGGCAUUUUGCAAGCGAGCUGCUAUUGCUCAUCAGCUCACGUGCUGUCUGACACAAUACUUCAUGGACGAAGCCAUCGAACGUGCGAAGUAUCUGGAUGAAUAUCUGGAGAAAAAUGGCAAGACGGUGGGUCCUCUGCAUGGCGUGCCAGUUAGUGUCAAAGAGCAUAUGGCUGUCGCGGGACAUUGGUCGAGUUUUGGAUAUUUCAGUACGAGGAAACUUGAUGAUAAAGACUCGUUGAUGAUUCAGACGUUGAGAGCGGCAGGAGCGGUGUUUUAUGUCAAAACUAAUCAGCCGCAAGGUAUUAUGCAUUUGGAGAGCGAUGGUUGGAUUGGAAGGGUGAAUAAUCCUUACAAUAUUAACCUCUCGUCCGGUGGAAGUACGGGAGGUGAGAGUGCUUUGAUCGCGCUCAAGGCCAGUCCACUGGGGCUUGGAACUGACAUCGGAGGCUCCGUUCGCGGCCCCUCGGCCUUUUGUGGUAUUUUCGGCUUCAAGCCCACCUCUUACACCAUCACAAUGAAAGACUUCCUGCCCGACGGAUUUCCCGCCGAGCUCAACGUGCUCUGCUCGACUGGUCCCAUGGCCCGUUCUCUUCGCGACGUCGAACUAUACAUGAAAGUGAUGGUAGACAGCAAACAGUACCUCCACGACCCUCGUAUUAUCCCCAUUCCGUGGACCGGUCUCCAGACACCACGAUCCAAUGAACCCGUCAAGAUCGGCUUGAUGAUGACCGACGGAGUCAUCACGCCUCAACCUCCCGUGCUUCAAGCGUUAGAAUGGGCCAAAUCUUGCCUCCUCAAAUCCUCUGACAAGUUUGUCGUGAAACCCUUUUUGCCAUACGACGCUGCUCUCGCAAUGAAGCACAUCGGUGUCAUGUACUGGCCCGAUGUGGCGUUGAACACCAAAAAGGCCCUGGCCGCAACAGGCGAGCCCAUCCACCCUCUGACCAAGACCGUCCUCUCCACGGUGACUAGCACCUGGGAUGACCCCAAUGGACCAGAGAAAGAGAAGACGGCCACCGAGAUCUCACAGAUGCGAGUCGCUCGCGACCAGUACCGUUGCGACUUUGUGGAGAAGUGGAAUGAGCAAGACGUCGACGUCGUUCUCGCACCUUGUUAUGUGGGGCCAGCGAGUAAGCACGAUACCGCGUAUUACUGGAAUUACACUGCUUUGUGGAACUUUGUGGACUAUCCUUCUAUUGUUCUGCCAACGCCAGUCACUGUGCAGGAGAAGACUCCGUAUGCGGGUGAGUGGAAAGCUUUGAGCGAAAAGGAUGCCCAUGUCAAGGAGAUGUGGGAUGAAGGUGGGUUUGAGGGAGCACCGAUCAAUUUGCAGGUGAUUGGAAGGAAGUAUCAUGAUAAUCAGAUGAUCGGUAUUGUGGGAGAGUUGCAGAAGGUCUUGGGUUUUGCUUAA
Messenger RNA from Sphaerulina musiva SO2202, 1692 nucleotides. Its product is annotated as amidase. The record is from RefSeq and is a predicted model, not a curated record. The transcript is spliced from 2 exons. Lineage: Eukaryota; Fungi; Ascomycota; Dothideomycetes; Mycosphaerellales; Mycosphaerellaceae. Bases 1 to 1692 code for a protein of 563 amino acids.